UUCUGGUGAGUAUAUACAGAUGAGUGGGCGUGCUGGUAGGCGUGGUCUGGACGAGAGAGGUAUUGUAAUGUUAAUGAUUGAUGAGCAGAUGGACUCCACCAUUGGCAAGACAUUACUGAAGGGUCAGCCUGAUCCUCUCAACAGUGCCUUUCACCUCACCUACAAUAUGGUCCUUAACCUCUUGAGAGUUGAAGAGAUCAACCCUGAGUACAUGCUGGAGAGAUCCUUCUAUCAGUUUCAGAAUAAUUCCACUAUACCCGACCUGGAGGAAAAGGUCAAAGUCCUUGAAAAGAAGAGAGAUGCUCUGGUGAUAGAGGAUGAGGAUAACGUGACCAGUUAUUACAAGAUGAGAGACCACAUCAGCAAACUAUCAAUGCAAAUGCAGAGGUUCAUCGUAAAGCCAACCUAUUGUAUCCCAUUCAUGCAGCCUGGUAGACUCGUUAAUGUCAUUGUUGAUGGUGCUGAUUUUGGCUGGGGAGCUGUAAUUAACUUUCAAAAGAAGACAUCACAAACA
Molecule: messenger RNA, 514 nt
Organism: Amphimedon queenslandica
Lineage: Eukaryota; Metazoa; Porifera; Demospongiae; Haplosclerida; Niphatidae
Product: superkiller viralicidic activity 2-like 2
Exons: 4
Biological process (GO): maturation of 5.8S rRNA
Cellular component (GO): nucleus
Source: RefSeq, a predicted model, not a curated record